ACUCCAAAAUUAUCCAGCAAGUAGCCACUUCGAAACCGCUUGUGAUGAACUCCAAAAUUAUCCAGCAAGUAGCCAAUUAGAAGCCCCUAGUGAUGAACUGCAAAAUUAUCCAUCAAGUAGCCACUUAGAAGCUAGUGAUGAACUCCAAAAUUUAGCAUACGAUAUUUCUUUGGACGCAAGCAACAAAACCAAACUCAUAAUUCACAGGGGGCAAGUCCUAAAUGAAUUAAUUGAAGCUUUUCAACAUUUGAAAACUUAUGAAAGAAUUGAGAUUGAAAUGAUUCUGCCUAACGGGCAGCCUGAAAGGGCACUGGAUACGGGUGGGGUGUUGCGAGACUGCCUGGGUGAAUUUUGGACAUCUUUUUACGAUCAGUUUACGGAGGGAACCACACUAAAAGUACCUAUUAUCACGCAAGAAUUCAAAGAGGAGCAGUGGACUGCCAUCGCCAAAAUUAUCAAAAUGGGAUGGGAGCAGGAAAAAUACUUUCCAAUCAAAAUUGUUCCAACACUAUUUGAACAGUGUUUUUAUAAAAAUAUUUCUUCUAAUUUAGUCCCUGUGUUUUUAAAAUGCCUGGGUGCAUACGAGUCUAAAGUAUUAGAGGACGCUAUUCUUAACUACUCUUCAGUAGAUGAAAAUGAUCUAAUCGAAGUAUUUUCCAACCUUAAAUCCAAGCGGAAGCCCUCAAAAGAGAACAUUGCUCCCUUGUUAUAUGAAAUUGCUCACAGGGAGCUAGUUCAGAAGCCUUUUUUUAUUACUGAAUGUUGGGCUCCUGUGUUAUAUGGUCUCAUGCCAGAGAGCACUUUUACAGCUCUUAGGCAAAACAUGUUGCCAACCUCGAAGAAUAUUUUAGAGAGGUUACAUUCUUCAGAAGUCAGCACUGGAAGUGAAAACAAUGCGGUCUCCUGUUGGUCACGUAUGUGGCAGGACCCUAGAAUUGCCAAAUACGUACGAUAA
Messenger RNA from Macrosteles quadrilineatus (aster leafhopper), 955 nucleotides. RefSeq lists its product as uncharacterized. The record is from RefSeq and is a predicted model, not a curated record. The transcript is spliced from 4 exons. NCBI's taxonomy places the organism in Eukaryota, Metazoa, Arthropoda, Insecta, Hemiptera, Cicadellidae. The coding region runs from base 278 to 955 and encodes 225 amino acids.